This is a messenger RNA of Staurois parvus, 305 nucleotides long. NCBI's taxonomy places the organism in Eukaryota, Metazoa, Chordata, Amphibia, Anura, Ranidae. The record is from the annotation of a GenBank genome assembly.
GCCCCCUUACAUGCACUGAUCCCAUCGGAGUGCCCCCUUACAUGCACUGAUCCCAUCGGAGUGCCCCCUUACAUGGACUGUUCCCAUCGGAGUGCCCCCUUACAUGGACUGUUCCCAUCGGAGUGCCCCCUUACAUGGACUGUUAUCCCAUCGGAGUGCCCCUUUUACAUGGACUGAUCCCAUCGGAGUGCCCCCUUACAUGGACUGAUCCCAUCGGAGUGCCCCCUUACAUGCACUGUUCCCAUCGGAGUGCCCCCUUACAUGGACUGUUCCCAUCGGAGUGCCCCUUUACAUGGACUGUUCCC